GUGAACAAAAGACGUUUACUUCCUCGUUUGUGCACUUAAGAUUAUUUCACGUAUACACCAAAUUGACGGCAGGCGACAACUCUCUUAACUUUAACGAUUUAGGGAGGAGUUACAACAUAGCCAACUUCAUCUUUCAUUUGCGCCACUUCUGACGUUACAGACUAAUAGGGGAAGUAGAGGCAGAGGAACAUCACGACAGAGCACUGCUUUUUCCGUCACUUUUACCAAGGCACGAAAAAAUCCGCUUUUUCGAACAUGAAGUUGUAAUGGAGAGACGUUUUCAGAGUUGGACUUGUUCUGUACCCCAUGUAUGAAAGUAACCAUCAAUUGUUAACGCAGGUGUGAAACUGCCCCACAUUUUCACUCUCGGUGUACGGCAAGUGACCUUUUGAAACACCUACUCAUUAUCUAAAGACUUAGCUUAUACCUCAUUUUGACGACCCACGUCUGCACGGGAACUGGCACAAGCGACAUUUGAUGGCAACAAGAUCAUGAUACAAGAGUGAUGGGCUUGUGACGUCAUCUACGAAGGGAUUUUCCGACAACUGUUUCUUGUACAUGGACACGUAGGUUAUCCGGCACGUGUACCACAGCACGUCAUCUGGAACGUCAGUGCCACAGCACAUCACUGUAUCUGUACUACAGCGGCUAAUACGGUACAACAAUUGCGUCUGUCAUUCAUAACAGUGUUGACGACCUGCCAAUAUUCAACAUAUCGUCGUUGUAGUCCGCUGGUGUGAUCGACUCGUAAGCCGCAUUAUGUCAACAUCGCGACGGAACCGCGAGGACAGCGUGCCACGUACGUCGGACGCAGAGUCUGUGUUGGAGGAUCCCUACACCGAAGGAAGCCCCGGAAGCUGGUCGCCCGGGUCGGGGGACUCCAAUGGUGGAGCGUCUCCCAGAGUCAAGGACGAAUUGCGGGCGACUAUCCGGGCCAGGCAGCAGGAAAACGGGGUAAUACUCCCCAACUUCGACCUGCUGAAUGCGCAGUCUGAUAGAAGGAAAUCAAGACCGUUGACAGCAGCUGAGGAGAAGCGCCUGCAGCGGCGGCGGGACAGGAACAGGGAGGCUGCCGCCAGAUGCCGGGCUCGGAGGAGAGACCUGGCCGAGAGGCUGCACAGGGAGACCAUCCAGCUUGGGAACCUGAACUCCGGUCUUCAGACGGAGAUCGCGCGGUUGCAGGCACAGCGGGACCAGCUACAGCGGGCACUCACCGAACACAUCGCCCUCUGCCACAGUGAGCAGUAGUGACGAACACAUACCAAUCAUCCCGUAGAUCCACACCGGAGUUUAAAUACAAACUGGUUGAUAUUCAUCUGGGGCCUCAACUGGCAGAAGAUUUUCCAGCUAAAAAUCAUUCAAAGCUGAAUCUUUACGAGAUACUUCUGUCUAUGGUGUUGGAAAAAGGCCGGAUUCAACAUUCUCAUAAAGCAUCCAUGGUGAUUGUGAGUUCUUUAAGUGCCCCCAAUCAAUUUCCAUUUCCAAGCAGAAGCUGUGGGUAUACUUUUGCAUUUUUAGCGUCUUUCUUGUAUUAAAGCAUGACUACUGUAACACACGCCAGGUGGACAGAUGGCGACGCAAGGACCCAGCGCAUGCCGGAGAGUAUUGGGUCUUAUGGGACUAUUCAUGACGUUUUCCUAGUGCAUCUCUGUGGAAUACUCGAACAUAUAAAACAUUCCGUGUCACCGUUAUGUAUAUGAUGGUGUCUAGAACCAACUUCGUAAUCGUAGCGAAUUUUCAUACAUAUCACUGCCAUAAAUGACAAACUCCUAGGUCUCAUAUGAUAACGGUCAGAUUCCGGGAUGUAAUGCUAUUUUUGUCAUAGUUUUGAUGGAUUAGGCAUGUAACAUUUAAGUUUAGUACAACGAUGUAUACCGAUUUCAAUAUUUAUAUACUUGUACAUAUCAUGCAAGAAGAGAACUAUAAUCAUUAUUGAUUAUAUCAUGACCAAUAUAAAGUUAUAUGUAUAUUUAUUAUCUAAAAUGUUUCCUAUUGGCUGUUGUAUUUUCUGAGAUCUAUUUUUUCAUGACCAUUAGCUUGUUCUACAAAAGUAGGUAAUAUAUGUGGUGUAAACUGAAUGAAUAAAAUCUUUCUCUAAUUUUGAAA
Branchiostoma floridae (Florida lancelet) is the source of this 2106-nucleotide messenger RNA. Its product is annotated as fos-related antigen 2-like. Gene Ontology annotation, biological process: regulation of transcription by RNA polymerase II. The transcript is spliced from 4 exons. The record is from RefSeq and is a predicted model, not a curated record. Gene Ontology annotation, cellular component: nucleus. The coding region runs from base 760 to 1248 and encodes 162 amino acids. NCBI's taxonomy places the organism in Eukaryota, Metazoa, Chordata, Leptocardii, Amphioxiformes, Branchiostomatidae. Gene Ontology annotation, molecular function: DNA-binding transcription factor activity, RNA polymerase II-specific; RNA polymerase II cis-regulatory region sequence-specific DNA binding.